Messenger RNA from Pantherophis guttatus, 3592 nucleotides. RefSeq lists its product as uncharacterized. Gene Ontology annotation, biological process: regulation of transcription by RNA polymerase II. The record is from RefSeq and is a predicted model, not a curated record. Lineage: Eukaryota; Metazoa; Chordata; Lepidosauria; Squamata; Colubridae. Gene Ontology annotation, cellular component: nucleus. Gene Ontology annotation, molecular function: DNA-binding transcription factor activity, RNA polymerase II-specific.
AUGGGAGGAAGGUGGUGUGUGCAGAGCGGCUUUUGUGCUGUUUCCAUGGUCGGAGCAGCAGCUGCCAGACAAAGAGGAUGGCAAUAACAGCACUCUGGACAACUGUAAAUAACAAGCAAAGUUGAAAAGGGAAGAAAAUCAAGCCAGAAAUCAAAAUAUGUUCCGUUUCCUUCAGAAAAUCAUACAAUGAUGCUCUUCCUCCAGCAGCUGUUAGACAAAAGAGAGAAAAUCAAAAAAGAAUAAGCAGAUUAUGCAGAACUGAAGGAUACAUUACAUGAAAAGUGAAGAGAGAUUAUUUAUCAUUCAGAAAAAGAGGGAAAUAUCUGGAAGUCCGUGAGGAGGAAACUGUCAAUAGUAAAGUCACGUAGAACAGACAGGAAUACAGGCUUCUCCCUGUGAAGAAGAAAACGGCUUGAAUGAUAGCACCACUAAACAAGGCAUUGUCCAUAUUUGUUUACCUCCUCAAGAAUACUGGCUGUAGAAAAGCUCCAUAGAUUUGCCUAUUGUGGGAAAAGCACAGAUUGCAAAUGUCCUGAUUAUGGGAAAGUCACAAUUCCUGCCUAGGAUUAAACCAGAAGAUUCACAUAGGAGAGAAAUGCUUUGAAUGUUCUGAUUGUUGGAAAACUUUCAGUUAUAAUUCCAACUUGGUGAUAGACCAGAGGAAUCAUAAAGGAGAAAAACCCGUUCAAUGGCCGGAUUGUGGGAGAAGUUUCAGUCAUAAUUCCUGCCUUACUCCAUGGAGAAACCUUAUGAGUGUCAAGAUUGUGGGAAAGGUUUCAUUAGAAAUUCCAACCUCCUGAGACACAGGAUCAUUCACACAGAAGAGAAACACUUUGAAUGUCCUGACUGUGGGAAAAGCUUUAGUAAUAAUUCCAAUCUGCUGACACACCAGAGGACUCACACAGGAGAGAAACCCUUUGAAUGUCUUGACUGUGGGAAACGUUACAGUCAGAAAUCUCACCUGGUAAUACACCAGAGGACUCACACAGGAGAGAAACCCUUUGAAUGUCCUAUCUGUGGGAAAAGCUUUAGUAAUAAUUCCAAUCUGGUGACACACCAGAGGACUCACACAGGAGAGAAACCCUUUGAAUGUCCUGACUGUGGGAAACGUUACAGUCAAAAUUCCCACCUGGUAGCACACCAGAGAACUCACACAGGAGAGAAACCCUUUGAAUGUCCUAUCUGUGGGAAAAGCUUUAGUAAUAAUUCCAAUCUGGUGACACACCAGAGGACUCACACAGGAGAGAAACCCUUUGAAUGCCCUAUGUGUGGGAAACGUUACAGUCAAAAUUCCCACCUGGUAGCACACCAGAGAACUCACACAGGAGAGAAACCCUUUGAAUGUCCUAUCUGUGGGAAAAGCUUUAGUAAUAAUUCCAAUCUGGUGACACACCAGAGGACUCACACAGGAGAGAAACCCUUUGAAUGUCCUAUCUGUGGGAAACGUUACAGUCAGAAUAUCCAGAUGCUAUUACACCAGUGGACUCACACAGAAGAGAAACCUUUUGAAUGCCCUCUCUGUGGGAAAAGCUAUUGUGAUACUUACAAUCUUCUGAGACACCAGAGGACUCACACAGGAGAGAAACCCUUUGAAUGUCCUGACUGUGGGAAACGUUACAGUCAAAAUUCCCACCUGGUAGCACACCAGAGAACUCACACAGGAGAAAAACCCUUUGAAUGUCCUAUCUGUGGGAAAAGCUUUAGUAGUAAUUCCAAUCUGGUGACACACCAGAGGACUCACACAGGAGAGAAACCCUUUGAAUGCCCUAUCUGUGGGAAACGUUACAGUCAGAAUAUCCAGAUGCUAUUACACCAGUGGACUCACACAGAAGAGAAACCUUUUGAAUGCCCUCUCUGUGGGAAAAGCUAUUGUGAUAAUUACAAUCUUCUGAGACACCAGAGGAGUCACACAGGAGAGAAACCCUAUGAAUGUCCUGAUUGUGAGAGAUGUUUCAGUCGCAAUUACACGCUGGUGAUACACCAGAAGACUCACACAGAAGAUAAAGCUUUUGUAUGUCCUAUCUGUAGGAAACAUUUUUGUUAUAAUUCCAGUCUUGUGAGACACCAGAGGACUCACACCAUGAAGAAAUCUUUGAAAUGACUAGUCUGUAGACAUUACUUCAAGCAUAAAUCAUCCCUUAUUGCACACAAGGUAAUCUAUAUGAGGAAUAGUAGAUGAGUUUAGAGAAUGCUGGAAUUUCAUUUGUGAUCUCCCAUUGAAAGUUUAGAUGAGAAAUUGAUUGUUUGAAUUUUGGCCUGAUUCAUUUUGCUCAAACAUUUUUCAGGAUUAAAUUCGUAGGUGGAGAGAAAAGGAAAAUGGGAAAUGGUUAACUAGUUUCUGGUUAUUAGCAGAAGCUUCUGGAUAUUUCCUUUUCCAGAAGUAGUUGAAUUCCUCCAAAAGGAAUUUUGGGUGGAGCUUUUGUAUUUUGAUUAUGGAAUUCCCACAUGUGUAGUUUCAAUCUUCUACCUUGGUUUCCACCCAGAUUCUGAGCCCCAGAAUUCCGCAGUCGGCAUAAAAGUAGUCCUCAAGAUAUGACUAUUAUGGACCUUGAAUUAUGGGUGCAUGUUGCAACGGCUGUUAAGCGAAAUUGCUUUCCUUAACUACCCAAAUCCCUCUGCUCUCCCUGAGGCAGCCAUUAAUCAAAUAUGUGAAUCGCUUUUUUUUUUUAAUUUGAUUUAUAUGCCGCCCUUCUCCGGAGACUCAGGGCGGCUUACAAUGCGUUAAGCAAUAGCCUUCAUACUUUUGUAUAUUUUUACACAAAGUCAGCUUAUUGCCCCCACAAACUGGGUCCUCAUUUCACCUACCUUAGAAAGGAUGGAAGGCUGAGUCAACCUUGAGCCUUGGAGAGAUUCGAACCUGCAGAAAUUGCAGGCAGCUGUGUUAAUAACAGGGUGCUUAGACCACUGUACCAUCAAGGCUAUGCUGAACACUGUCUACUCAGAGCUGGGGAAAACUCUUGGAGAUCUAGUGCAUGGCCAGGCUUGCAUGCCAUAGGCAUCUCUAGGCCCCCUCUCCCUCCAAGACAUCCUUGUACUCUGUAUCCUAACCCUUGUGUCCCCUGGGCCUUUCACUCCCUCCCAGCGUCCCCUUACACCUGACUCCCACCCCACCCAACCUCACACCCUCCUCCUUCUUACCUUUUGAAUAUCUCUGAACCUCAUGGUGGGGACAGAGGGAAGGACAUGCAUCCUUGGGCCUCAUGAUUUUGUCCUGGAAGUAGCCACCAUUUUCAGUGGACCCUGGAUUCAUCCCUGCUGUGAACUGUGGUAAUGAACACGCCACACUACAUCCUGCCACAAACGGCAGCUUGCAUGGCCACUUGCGGCCGCAGAAGACGUCAGAUGGCUGUGCAACAAGUGUCGGGGUGUGCUUGCCCUGCUGCGAUGGUCCUAAAGUAAGCGGCUAAGAAAUCCUCCAAAACUAAGAAGUGGGGCUCAUUUUGAGCCCCAAAAGAAAAUAAAACUAGGUCUUAUUUUCAGGGAGACGGGUAUGUAUAUGCAAUUCUAUGAACUCACGAUUGACCCAAGUCAACAAAUAAAUUUCAUAACUGAAUGGCUGUCAGGUUCCGAAAUAAAAGACUGCAAAUCUUGA